Molecule: messenger RNA, 13077 nt
Organism: Pecten maximus
Lineage: Eukaryota; Metazoa; Mollusca; Bivalvia; Pectinida; Pectinidae
Product: monocarboxylate transporter 14-like
Exons: 5
Coding region: 1-1614 (537 amino acids)
Biological process (GO): transmembrane transport
Molecular function (GO): monocarboxylic acid transmembrane transporter activity
Source: RefSeq, a predicted model, not a curated record
AUGGGAGAUAACUCGCAUCCAUAUCCCCAGGAUGGGGGCUGGGGCUGGAUGGUUGUCUUAGGUUUUUUUGGCUGUAACUUUUUCAUGGUUGGUAUAGCCAAGUCCUUCGGAAUCAUGCUGGAAGAGCUUGUCCUUUAUUUCAGCACAGACAUUGCCACGGCAGCUCUCGUCAUGGGGGUGGCAGGUGGCAUUUACACACUAGCCUCUCCGUUUGGUCUAGCAUUUGGACAACAUUUUUCUCAACGUAUUGUUGUCAUAUUUGGUGGGGUGAUGGGAUGCUUCGGUGUGGCCUUGUGUUAUUUCGUCAUCAGCAUUGAGUAUGUCAUCUGCAUGUUCGGCAUCUUUGCAGGUUUGUCCAAUGCUUGUUUGUUUGGGAACGGUCUGGUGAUGCUAGGUUACUACUUCGAGAAGCGACGGUCAAUAGCUAAUGCCAUGGCUCUGAUUGGUGCAAGCGUUGGUCAGUUUGCAAUUCCCCCGAUUCUGCAGUACCUCCUCGAUACCUACACCAUCCGAGGUACCUUCCUGUUCCUUGGUGGAUUCUACCUAAACUUGUGUAUCUGUGGGGCUCUCUAUCGCCCGUUAUCAUUCUACUCCAAAAGGAAAAGCUUGGAUCUGGAAGCAAAACUUCCUUUAGAUCAGAACAAUGCAUCAUCCAAGUUCGACGUUAGCUGUGUUGAAAAAGAAGAAUGUCUUGAUAAUGAGAUGGAGACCCUCGGGAACUGUCACAAAGUCGAAGUGUCGGAAAUAGCCUUGUUAAAAGCGGACAUGCGAUACGGACAUCUUUCCAGUACUGGAAGCCUGGUAAUGGGCUCCAUGGAAAGUCUCGGACAAGUCGUCAUUGCGGAAACUCAGCAGUCCGACAAGGACAAAGAGAAAACCUCAAAAAGGUCAUCUAGAUGUGGACUGAACUGUCCAAAACUCAUAUACUGGUCAGAGUUCAAAAAUCCUAUAGUGGUCAUCUACACACUGGUCAGUUUCUUUCUGUUCUUUGGAUAUUUCAACUUUAUCAUAUUCAUGCCAAUUGAUGCCGCCUCGAAGGAAAUAGACAAACACAGCAAGACCUGGCUGGUGUCGAUUUCGGGAAUUGGCGACCUGCUCGGUCGUAUAUUUAUAGGUGUUUUAGGAGACUUGAACGUAUGUAAGAGGUACAAGAUAAUGUCUGUAAUGUGUGUUAUUUGCGGAUUAAACAUAAUUUUGUAUGGAAUCGCGACCACAUACUGGUGGAUGGCAAUCCACGUGGCGGUGUACGGGUUUUCAGGUGGAGCUUACGUUGCCAUCAAUGCUGUUGUACUGAUUGACCUUGUUGGUUUGGAGGUCAUGCCCAGAGCUCUUGGUAUGAUCCUGCUUAUACAAGGAUUCGGUGCUGCAGUUGGGCAACCAUUUGAAGGUUACCUAAAGGAUAUCACUUCAUCAUUUCAAACACUGACAUACGUAAAUGGAUUCUGUAUGAUAUUUGGAGCUGUGAUCCUCUUCCUACAUCCAAUGAUUGUCCAACUGUUUGAGCCAAAUGUUGAACAGCCGCUAGAUGAGGCCACCAUCGCCAACACAUCAGCCUUCAACUCAUUCAAUAAGACGUCCAUAGAAAAUGGAGAUAAAGUAGAGGCAGUAGAAUAAUAUUGUACACGUUAAUCUACAAUUGUAUCCUUGAAAACGAAUCAUGAGAUUAAAUGUUCUUAAGUGUCUUUAUCAAACUGAGUAACACUAGUGUACGUAUCCUGCAAUAAGUCCAUUAGACCAACACAAAUUUCUGUUACUCAAAUUAGACAGACAACUUAUUACAGGGUAGUGAACUACAACAGAAUGAAUGGGCUUAAUACCAUGCAUAGAUUUGGCUUAUUUCCAAGCAUGAGCUUAUUGCUAGACAUUAUGUUACUACGAGUUAUAGGCUUAUUACCAUAUGAUUGUUUAUUACAGAAAUGGGCUUAUUAAUGUCUUAUUAUCAGACAUGGGCUUAUUACCAGGCUUGUGAUAGACAUGGGCUUAUUGCCAAAGUUUGAAGUAUUGCCAAGCUUGGCAUACACAUGAGCAUAUCGCAAGGCUUAGGCUUUAAACCAGGCAUGGGCUUAAUACCAGACAUGCCUUAUUACCAGACAUUAGCUUAUUGCUGGGCUUGGUCUUGAUACAAGGCAAUGGAGUCAUUAACAGGUAUUGGCUCAUUGCUGAGCUUGGUCUUGAUACAAGGCAAUGGAGUCAUUAACAGGUAUUGGCUCAUUGCUGAGCUUGGUCUUGAUACAAGGCAAUGGAGUCAUUAACAGGUAUUGGCUCAUUGCUGAGCUUGGUCUUGAUACAAGGCAAUGGAGUCAUUAACAGGUAUUGGCUCAUUGCUGAGCUUGGUCUUGAUACAAGGCAAUGGAGUCAUUAACAGGUAUUGGCUCAUUGCUGAGCUUGGUCUUGAUACAAGGCAAUGGAGUCAUUAACAGGUAUUGGCUCAUUGCUGAGCUUGGUCUUGAUACAAGGCAAUGGAGUCAUUAACAGGUAUUGGCUCAUUGCUGAGCUUGGUCUUGAUACAAGGCAAUGGAGUCAUUAACAGGUAUUGGCUCAUUGCUGAGCUUGGUCUUGAUACAAGGCAAUGGAGUCAUUAACAGGUAUUGGCUCAUUGCUGAGCUUGGUCUUGAUUAAAGGCAAUGGAGUCUUUAAUUUACCAGGCAUUAGCUUAUUGUAGGGUAUGUGCUCGUUACAAAUAGUGGCCUAUUUCUGACCAUGGGCUCAUUACCUGGCAAUGGCUUAUUGUUGGGAAUGGGCUCAUUACCAGACACUGUAACUGACUGAGCUAUUGCCGCCCUCACCACCUGAGGUGACGUGGCUGGCACUCUGACUGAGCUAUUGCGGCCCCCACCAUCUGAGGUGACGUGACUGGCACUGUAACUGACUGAGCUAUUGCGGCCCCCACCACCUGAGGUGACGUGGCUGGCACUGUAACUGACUGAGUUAUUGUGGCCCCCACCACCUGAGGUGAUGUGGCUGGCACUGUAACUGACUGAGCUAUUGCGGCCCCCACCACCUGAGGUGACGUGGCUGGCACUGUAACUGACUGAGCUAUUUCGGCCCCCACCACCUGAGGUGACGUGGCUGGCACUGUAACUGACUGAGCUAUUGCGGCCCCCACCACCUGAGGUGACGUGGCUGGCACUGUAACUGACUGAGCUAUUGCGGCCCCCACCACCUUAGGUGACGUGGCUGGCACUCUGACUGAGCUAUUGCGGCCCCCACCACCUGAGGUGACGUGGCUGGCACUGUAACUGACUGAGCUAUUGCGGCCCCCACCACCUGAGGUGACGUGGCUGGCACUCUGACUGAGCUAUUUUGGCCCCCACCACCUGAGGUGACGUGGCUGGUACUCUGACUGAGUUAUGUAUUGUAAUGAGACAUACUGUACCAGGAAUGAUUAAUUUCAACAUCUCCCUUCUUGUUAUUAUGUAAACAUGAUUUAUUGUUGUUAUUGUAACCUAGGAAACCUGUUGAAAUUAGAACUGUUGCUUGUUGCUGUUAUCUUCUUUUUUUUGGUAAUCAUAAAUAAGAUCGUUAUAUGUUUAUCGUUACAGAUCUCACAAUCCCAGAAUCUGUCGCACAAAAUGUCUGUUAGGUAUUUGCCUUCUUCUAUUUAUUCCAUGUUAUAUGGUCUAGUCUGUUGUGCCAGUAAAGUCAGGUCUAUAUUUUCUCACUGAUGUAUUUUAAGUUUUGCAAUGGUAAGAAGAAUAAAAUAAAAUUAAAAAAAAAGAGAAAAAAAACCGAAAAAAAAAAAAUAAAAAAAAAAUUAGAAAAAAAAAAUAAUAAAGUAGAAAGCAUCAAAAGCAAGGAAAAAGAUUCUCAUGGAAUUUGGAAAUUGGGGAUCGUGUAUUUUGCUAAGUUAACGGCCCUUUGAAUAGCAGGGUUAUUUUCUGGUGGUUUCUCCUUAUAUUAGCUGGUCGCAUUCUCAACUAACAUAUGUUGGGUAAAUCAUAUGUUAUCUCUCUAGAUGUAUUAGGUUCAUUGUCUUGGACACAACCAUCACAGACCACUGGACUGGCCUUGAUCUUCAUGAGGAACCAAACCACCCCUUGUAGGGAUCAAAUACUCAUCUUCAUUCUUCACUUGAGAUUGUUUAAGUCUGAUAUUCAUAUGGACAAAACUUUUGGAUUCACAUCAUCACUAGUGCCACAAUCACAGGCAUUACAGUGGUGAACCUUUAAGCAUCACUACAUAUGUAGGCAACACAAUCUUAAGUGAACUUCUGAAUCAGUAAGGGAACUCAUGUAUAUCUCCUCACACAAGCCCCCUCCUCUAGUAUAAAAGUUUAUUACCAUAUUGGUCCUCAAAUUAGGCCCCUCCCUUGGUUUUCAAGUUUCGUACCUUAUUUAUCCUCAAACAGGCAAGUACCGUAUUUAUCCUCAAAUAAGCCCACUCCUGUAGUGUAAAAGUCUGUUGGGGAAGUUUAGGGAGGUCUUACUUUGAACCACUUUACACUGACUGUUUUAAGAUUGAUGAUUCCGUAAAAAUAAAGAAGGGGGCUUAUUUAUGGAUAAAUGUGGUAGUCAUGUCGGUAAUGAAAGAGAACAAGUGCAAAUAACCUGGAUUGAUUUGUCAUUGUAAAGCUUACAGGCUUUUAAGUUCAAAGAUUCAUUUUGCAGCUGUAAUCAUGCUGGGCUUAUUUGAGAAUCAAUUGAGGUAUUUGAGAGAUAUUACUACUCAGCUUCAGUGUUUAGUCACAUGGGUUGGGAUAGUUUAAAGACAAAUUUAGGUAUCGGAGUGAACGUUGUCCUCUGCUCAACUUCAGUCUUUCUUCAGUCAAAGGGGAUUGGCUAAUUUGAGGAACAAUUAAGCUAUCCGAGUGAUAAUUGCCCUCUAAUCAACUUUAAUCUUUCUUUAGUCACAUGGGGUUGGACUAAUUGGAGGACAAAUUUAGGUAUUGGAGUGCUACUUACUUGCUACUCAGCUUUAGUCUUUCUUUAGCCACAGGGAUUUGCAAUUUUGAGGACAAAUUUAGGUAUCUGAGUGCUUCAUGCACGCUACUCAACUUUAGUCUUUCUUAAGUCACAGGGAUGGACUAAUUUGAGGAAAACAUUUAGGUAUUGGAUUGCUACUUUCUUUAGUCACAAGGGAUAGACUUAUUUGAAGACAAAUUUAGGAAACAAAGUGUUUACACUUGCUCUUUUCUAAACGUCUGUGUAUCUUUAGUCACAAGGGGAUGGGCUAAUAUGAAGAUAAACUUACUUAUAGUGGUAAGAAUAUUAACAAAAACAUUCUUCAGGGAGCUGGUCUUGGUCACAGUCAACCUUUGUAGAAUAGAGGUAGCUUGGUUUCAGAGUAAUGCAUGCUCUUUCCUCAAAUUUAUUCAUUGGAGACUGGACUUAUUUGAGGAUAACUUUAUUCAUUGGAGACUGGGCUUAUUUGAGGAUAACUUUAUUCAUUGGAGACUGGGCAUAUUUGAGGAUAACUUUAGUCAAUGGAGACUGGGCUUAUUUGAGGAUAACUUCAUUCAUUGGAGACUGGGCUUAUUUGAGGAUAACUUUAGUCAUUGGAGACUGGGCUUAUUUGAGGAUAACUUUAUUCAUUGGAGACUGGGCUUAUUUGAGGAUAACUUUAUUCAUUGGAGACUGGGCUUAUUUGAGGAUAACUUUAGUCAUUGGAGACUGGGCUUAUUUGAGGAUAACUAGCUUAUGUAGUUUAUUCCUCCAAUUAGUUGUUUCAACAUUGCAUUAUUUUAAGGUUCAAAGGUUAACGGUUAUAGGGUAAGACCACUGACGUUAUUAACCGCAGGAGAAGAAUAAAACUUGAGAUUAAGGCUAAAGAUUAAGGUCACAGUUGUUUUAUAUGGUAGUUUACUUAGAGAAGUAUCAAUAGCAAGAGUGUGAAGGUUAAAGUUCAAGGUUAUGUGAGUAAAUUUUAUUUGUUGUGUAUUUUAACUGAUACUGUAAUCCUAACUUUGCUAUUGUGUUCAGUAUAUUCCCCUUUAUGUUAGUUAUAUAUAUGACAAAUUUAUCUUUUGUCAAAAUUGUAUAUUUUUUCCACAUAUCAACAUACUAGUUUUGUUUUUGUUCUUAUCUGUGAAAGGAGGAACAUAUCAUAUGUCAUUCAAACAUUGGGUUGUUUUGUCACUUUUUUGUUUGUAUACUUUUAACUACUUAUAUUAUUUCGACAUUUUUACUGUAAACCAAAUCUUAAAUUAUUGAUGACAACAGGCAUAAUGCUCAAUAUACACAAUGACACUUUGCCCCCAUUUUUCUUUGCAUUUUAAACAUAGAUGUGUCUUUGUGUAGUAUUAUGUAUCUAAGCUAGUUGUGGCAUAUGUUGCUGUUUUAAAGUAACUCUUUAAGUGAUGUAGGCGCUGUGUGUUGCAUGUGUGUGUGUUGCAUUGAAAAUUACAUAGAAUUUGAAUUUUUAUCUUUUUUUUUUUUAUCUUUUUGUUUUGUUUUUUUGUUUUAUUUUAAAAUAUGCUUGAAAAUAUAAAAAAAAGGAAAAUGCUUUUUAAAAUACCUGUAAAGGGCUUUACAAAUGCUUUUUUGGACUUGUAUGAACCAUAGGUAUGUAUGUGUGUAUUUAUUGUGUUUGCCUCUUGGGAGCGGUCAAAGGGUUCUAUAUAAAUUGUUUAUAUAGGAACCCUGCUGUCCCCGCUGAAAAAAAAACAGAUUUUUACAAGAUAAUGUGUCAGUGUAAGGUUUUGCCUCCGACACGUUCCAAGGUGCUUUGCUCGGGACCAAGGGUAUGGUCAGUGUUACUAUUUUUAGAGAAUAUUUGUUAUUGUUGUAGAAAUUUACACAAAGCCUCAUAUCAAAUGAUAUACAUUUAAUAGAUAUAACCAAUAACUAUGUUAAGCUUACUACAAUUGAACGUACUUUAAAUUAAGCCUGAUAAGUGCAGUAUGGAUAUUGACACAAUACAGCAAUGCUAGGCAGUCGUAUCUUAAGGUCUUUACUUCAAAACGUGUGUACAUAUUUUGAUUGAAUUUAUAGUUUUUCUUGAAGAGAGAUAAAUCUACAAAUCAUGCAUGCUAAAACUUCAAGAUAAUAACGCGGUAUUUAAUGGCUAAACUAAGUGAGUUCAUAAUGAAAAUAUAUUAAAUAUUUUGGAUAAUGAUUUGAAGCGCGUUCUUUAAGGAAACAAAUCAAAUCUUUUCGAUAACGUUUUGAAGCGAGUUCUUCUUGAAAAUAAUUUAAUCUUUCGGAUAAUGAUUUGAAAGCCGGUUUUUUAUGGAAAUAGAUAAAAUCUUUUGGAAAAUGUUUUGAAGCGAGUUCUUCUUGAAAAUAUAUUUUAUCUCCUGGAUAAUAAUUUGAAGGGAGUUCUUCAUGAAAAUAUAUUAAAUAUUUACGAUAAUGUUUUGAAGCGGAUUUUUUAUGAAAGAAACUCAAAUCUUUUGGAUAAAGUUUUGAAGCAAGUUCAUCUUAAAAAUGUAUUUUAUCUUUUGGAUAAUGAUUUGAAGCGAGUUCUACAAAAUGAGAUUUAUGAUUUUAUGAUUUAUUAAAAUCUUUUGGAUAAUGAUUGUGAUGUCAAUAUCUGGUUGUGAUAUUAUUGUAUCAACAAAGUAUCUGUUUCACAUAAUAAUUCUUGUCUUUUUAAUAAUGUAAACCUACAUUUUUAGAUUUUUUACGCUAAAUAUUUUCUCAAAAUUAUGGGCUGAUAGUAAUUCGUAUAUUGAUCUGUACAAGUAUUACUUUGUGAAUACGCCAAUUCUACACUGUGUUUAUCAAUUUAGUAUUUUUUGGUACUAAAACUUGAGGGCGCCAAAAGGAUGUGCAUUUAGAUAUAUGCUGAUUUGGAAAUUGGAAUUAUUAUCGCUCUUCUUAACGAGACUGGGAUUACUUUGUACCAGAGAAGGGUAUCUAUCGGUGCUUUCAAAUUCUCUGUUACUCACAGGUGUCCACCUCUGAUAAAGUCACAAAUCACUGUAGGUCACAUAACAAAAGACUUGAGGAAAAACUUGUCACUUUAGCUCGUAUUGAUAUUGAUAGUGCAGUUGUUUAGGUUUCUUUUUUUCUUUUCUUUUUUCACAGGCGGGAUUCCAAAUGUUGAAGUAUAUUAUUUUAAGGAAUUUCUCUUUCUUUGUUUUCACACGAUUUUUGUGUAACUGCUACUAUUAGUAAAUAGCAUUUAGGUACAUCCAUAAACAUUAUCAAUUAUUAAGUUUUAGGUUAUAUGGUUUCAUAUUACUUGUCCGGGUUUCAUAUUUAUCUCUGGCUCAGGAAAUAUGAAAUCCAGGCAAUAUGAGAUCAUAUUUCCUGCCUAAUACCUAAAUUACAAAUUUAUCAUAUUGGAAAACCCAUUUGAAAUGAACACUGAUGGAAAUCAAAUAGCCCACAUAAGUCAACAGAACUUCUAUCAAAAUAAUGUCUGAUUUAUUCGCAGAAAUGUCACAAUUUCUGUUGUACGUAGAUGAGCCAUAUUAAUUCCACCAUUGCUGUAGAAUUGAUCACUCUUUGCAUGCGACUUGUAUAUUACAUGCAUGACAUUAUAUUACCAGUGAAGAAUCAGAUCAUCUUUGGGUGACUAGCCAAUCAAAUGUUUACGGUUUUAUUUUGCAGUAUGACGAAUUGAUAUGUUUAAGCAGUAAGAUGUAUAAUUAUAUACAUAUUAACAUUUUUGUAUAUAUGACAUUUUAAUCAUAUUACAUUGUUAUGAAAUUUUAUUUAUUUUUCAGAGCAUAAUUUAAACACAUCGAUAUCUAAUUAAUGAAAGAUUUCAACACCAAUUUUACAUGAAUUUGGUGUUGUUUUAAAUCAAAUUUAGCUGUGGCAAUACCGUACGAUAUUGAUUUUUUUUACUGAUUCGUUACUGCUCUAUCGCUUCUGUAUUGCUCAUUCGUUAUAUAGCUCCUAAAACUUCACAGUUAUCACAUCUAAAUCAAUACAUUUAAUUAUAUAUAAUAGAUUUAUCGGCAGAGUUGGUUAUUUUGAUAAAAUGUUUUAUUAUUGUUUAAAUGUUCGCUUAUUUUAGAUCUCUAGUUGUAAUCGUUUUGUUUUAUUGUUGAUUAUUUCACAGAAAUCUGAAAUACCUCUUUUUAUUGUUUAAGCAUGCUCACAACAAAAUCUCAUUUUAUUUAUCAGUUCUUGCCUUUUUCCCGUUGAACAUUUUUGACACAUACGUUUUAUCAACAGACGUAGUCUGUAUUUUAAUGUUAUGACAAUGAAAGAAAAUAUAUUAAUCUCAAACAUUUUCUGCUAGAUAGUAUCUCAGGUGAGUUCGUUGAAAUAUUUAGCUGAAAUUUUAUUGUUACUGUAACAUAAUUUAAAAAAAUAACUCGAUUACUCUAGAGUGAUCGCUGAUGGUGCUGAAACUAACGAGGUUCUAAUGGGUAUAUGUUGAUAGUAAAGAGGCGUAGAACAUAAUAUUAUUUACAUGCCUGAAAUUAACUUAACAAAAAGUAUACAUUGCAAAAGAUAUUUUUUGAUUGAUGAAUUAAAAGACAAUCGCAUAUUAGAUUGAUUUGCAAAAUAAUUAGAUUUUAAAUAAUAUAUAAGUGAUAAUAUUUAAAUGUCUAUAUGAUGAUAGAGCUAUUCAGACAGUUUCACGAACUACUUGACACUUUUUGGGGGGGAAAUUUCAUGAAGGAUAUAAAAUUGUGCAUGUUUGAAAUUUUAAACCUUCUUUUGAAAAAAAUAUUAAUUUUAAAUUAUUGAUUAUUAAGAAGAUUUAUUGCAUCAUUAAUACCUCUAUAUAAACUGGAUGUGUCGGAGCGACAUGAUUACCCCCGCCAGUAGCCACAGAGAAGUUUGCUAUAAUUUAGGGUGUCUUUGGGCAACACGUUCUUGUUGAUUCGGGAACAAUAUAAAACAUGUUUUUGUAAAUGAACGCUCUAUCACCAGGAACGUGACAGGAACACGGAUAUGGCGUCUAUUACGCAGUGGAGAGUGAAAAAGUGAAAAUUGAAAAACGAAUUUGCUUAUUUAAAUAACAGGAUAGCAAUCUCAAAUCACCGUUUGCUAUCUAACACAAUAUGGAUAAAAUACAGACGUUUGACAUUUUACAGUUGACAUAGCGCCGCCAUCUUUAGUAGUUUGACGUCCUUGCAACAGCAAGGAUCAUAUGAAAAUAAGUGUCAAGGAGACACCUACAGAAGGAACAACAAGGCACAGAAAGGCUGAGCAGUGAGUCAAGAGAGGAAAGAUUUCUUGUUCCUAGAGCAUGUUCUGUACUUAGUAAUCGAUUUUAGGACAUCAAGAAACUGUUCACGUGUUCUAGAACAAUCAAGAACGGUGUUGUUGUCGCCCAAAGACACCCCUAGCGUUAUUGUCUUGGGUAUACUUCUGAGUCUUAGUGGUAGUGGCCUUAGACAGUUACUAACUGUCGGGGAUAUGUUUUAUAUAAGCUGGAUUCAGUCUUUUUCCAAGAUGGCGGGCAUUCUGAAUUGUCUAUCCGAUCUUCUUUCUGUAAGAAAAACUUGAAAACAUCUCUACCGGUAUAAUUUGGGCACCCCCAACUUUAAACUUUAUUUCAGUACAAAAACCUGCGCAAAUUACAUGGGUUUUUACGGUAAUUUUUACGGUAGGCAUUGUCAUGUACAUUGUGCUUUUACUAAAGCAGAUUCUACGAUUUUGGUAUGCAAAUGUACUAUAUAUAUAUCUGUGAUUUUUGAAAAUUCCCACUGGUGUUAAGUAAAGGUCCCUACUAUGCUUGUAAACGUUUUAAUGUAAAAUAAGGGUAAAAUAUGUACUUUUUCUUCCAAAUAUAUAAUUGUCAGUUUAGCGACUAUAAAGUGAAAUAUUUCAGCAUACUGUAGUACUAACCUACAAUGUUCAUCAUGUAGUGCUUGGCAAAUUUCUUUUGCCUAUUAAAAAUUGACGGAAAUUAAUCAAACGGGAAAACCUACUAUAGGAUGUGUUUAAAAUAUGAUAUUUAAAAUAAGUUUGUUAUUGAACUAGGGUAUAUGUAACAUUUUAUCUUCAUAAAGUUUGCUAUAUUUGAAGAUCUGAAUACCUCUCUGUUCAGGAUGUUAAAUAAACCUGAGAACUAUUUAUAACUGAAUUGCUGGAGUAUGAGUGAAAAUCAGCAUUAACUCAUCUUUCAAAAGCUCUUUCAUGAAGGCAUGAAUGAGCAUCUAAACCAAAGGUAGGCAUGGAACCUGUAAAUGUAAUACAUUUAAUUAGAUAUUAUGCUUCAGUUCGGACAGCGUAUAAAAAAAAAAAAAAAAAAAAUCAUAAAAUGGCUUCCAAGGAAUGGAAAUUUAUCUAAAAAAAAAAAAAAAAAAAAAACUCUUCUGAAAACAAUCGCUUGAAAAACCGAAAGUUACAUAAGACAUAUAGAAGCACAAAAGAAUUUCUUCUGGGUACAAAUAUAAUUUGAACGAUAAAAUGUGAAACUCAAACUCUAAACAUUUUGAAGGGUAGUAGUAACGUAAAGUGUGCAGCUUUUGGUUUUGUAUGAAAGUAUACAACAAUCUAUUCUUGUUUACAAUUGAUCAUUAUUAUCGGGACUGGAGCAUCUAUCUAAUCAUACUGUAAACGUGGUUAUUUAAGCGGGGCUUAAUUUCGCGAUUUCGAUAUGUAAACUAUAUGCGUGGGGAUACUUUUCGCGACCAAUUGACCUACUUGUAUUUAUAGAUUAGGAAAAUUGAUAUUAAAAUGAUACGCUUGGGGAAAGUUUACGCGAUCAAAAAGACUCCGCUUAAUUAGCAUAAAUUCCCUCGCGUACAUUUCCAUGUUUACAGAAAGUGAGUUUUAUUGGUACACUGUUCUAUAUUUUAAAUGCUAUUUUGCUGUAAUCAGAACCGUCGUGAGGUCCAAAACAUCAGAAUAUAUGAGGUUGGGGAGAUCCAUGGCUACCAAUUAAUCAUACGGGUAUGUCGGUAAGUUCUGGGAUUUUUUAAUGUCUGUGCGUAAAAGUGUUUUAAUUUGUUUUCAUCACAUUCACAUGACAAUAUUUCAGCAAUGUGUUAUAAUUCACUUGCAUGACAUCAACUAAUUAAACUGCAUAUAUGCCAUAUGUUAACAAUCUUGUAUGAUUUCACAUUUAUAAUCGAAGCAAACUUGAAGAAUAAGACAAAACAUAAUUGUAUAAAACAUCAGUUUCUUCGAAAACACGGAAAUAUUCCUUGACCUUACUUACAUUCUUAGUUUUUUUUUGUAAUUUGAACAUCAGACAUUAAAAAAAUCUUGGAACUGUUUUGCAGCUAAAUGAUAUUUAUAUCAUUAUUUCAAGAAAUCUGAUUCAGAACUGUCUACCAGAAGCUUUUGCAUUAUUGCCCAUAAAAUGAUGAAUUAAUAGGGAGACAUUCCCUAACUUAUUCAACGUUUCACAAACGGGUCAUGCAGGGUGAAGGUCAGAUACUUAAUUCCGUCAUAGCGUAAUAAUGGCUCUUAAGCUAUUUCAAACAUCGUGACGGUUUGACUGAGAACACUUUUCUUUCGACUAUGCUUUUUGGUGAUUUUAACAACAAGUAAACAAAACAUCUGAAACGAAAUUUAUCUCACUUGAGAACAGUUUUAGGACUAAAUGUCUACACAGAAGCAUACAUAAAAUAAGAAAAGAAAAGUUUCUCUCAUUAAAAACGGAAUAUUUUAAUAUGUAAAUGUAUAAUGGACAAUAGAUAAACAACAACUGGACAGUUAAACUAAGGACCGAGAGUGUUGAGUUGAAGAAGCAUCAUCAUCAGUCACGGAUAGAAAAAAUGGAUAUUACAAUGUAUUUCUUUUUAUUGUUUUUAAUGAUAUAUUGUUUUUAGACUUAUUGCUCAACUUCUUUAGAUACUCAUAUUUUGUUGUGUUGAUUUUAUCCUGCAUUGUUUAUCCUGCAGUAAGACAAGGGUCAGCAUAAUCCCUAAACUAUCAAAAUCUACAUGACAGUAUCAUUUGAUGGCUUUCAAACUGCAAUAUAUGGCUCAUUAGCAGCUUAUUGUUUGAUGAAAAGGUAUUAUCUCGAUAUAUUUACUCCUCAAGAAAUAUGUCAAUUGUUACUUUAUUUUUUAUCAUUGAUGUAUCGGACACAGGCAUUUUUGUGUUGAUAUCCAAUGUGUUCAGCAGCUGCCUGGAUAGCAGUGCUUGUGUAAUAACUUCUGUAUAUAGUGAUGGGACUGUACGAUGUGCAACGAAAAUGUCAGUAACUAUAGUACUGUAAUGUCAGAUUAAAAUGUAUUUUUGAAAAUAAAAGAUGUGAUAGUUGUUGUAAUAA